Cajanus cajan (pigeon pea) is the source of this 1671-nucleotide messenger RNA. RefSeq lists its product as uncharacterized. NCBI's taxonomy places the organism in Eukaryota, Viridiplantae, Streptophyta, Magnoliopsida, Fabales, Fabaceae. The record is from RefSeq and is a predicted model, not a curated record.
CAUGACCUCGUUAUUCGAACCCCUCUAGAUUUGAAUCACCACUCUCUCUCUCUCUCUCUCUCUUAAAAGGCACUUCUUGAGCGUCCUCGUGUAUCACCUCACCAUGGCUGAGAAACACUUACGAGAGCUGCUACAGGAGGAGCAAGAGCCCUUCCUUCUAAAGCACUACAUUUCCGAGCGACGCACCCAUCUCAAAAGCCCUUCCACUCUCACUAACAAAAACAAAAACAAAAACAAAAACCUGGGCUUCAACAAAUGCCUCCUCUCCCUCCACAGCGCCACCAAAUCCCCGCUCAACGCUCCCCUCAGGCCCUCCAACGCCAAGACCGCCACGCUCCUCCUGGAGGCCGCGCUCAGAAUCCACAAGCCCAAGUCCAAGCCCAACAGGGCCUUCCGCCUCGGCCUCUUCGGCUCGCUCUUCAAGAAACUCACCGCCCGCAAGAGGGAAAUAGAGGCCCGCGUGGUGGAGCCUUCCUGUGAGGUCGGGCUCACGUGCUCUUGCAAUGCCAGGCCCAGCAGCGCCGUCUGGUCGGAGAGCAACGACUUGGAAACUUCUAGCACUGACGACUCCCUCGAAGACAUUCACUUUCUCAACAAACAUAAACAAAACAACUCUCACAACCUUUCUUUUCAUCAUCACACCUUCUUCUGUCACACCCCUUUCCGCUUCUCCCCCCAACGGAGCCCCGACUACUCCGCCCCUCACACUCCGGAUUUCUCCCCGUCGCCGCCGUCUCCCACUCGCCACACACCACAGGACAAAGAAAUGAAUGGUGCUGAUGGCGUCAACAAAUUCCAAUCGGGGGAAGAAGAGGAAGAUAAGGAACAGUGCAGUCCAGUAUCCGUUUUAGACCCACCCUUCGAUGAUGAUGAUGAUGAUGAUGAUGAUGGGCAUGAAAAUGACCAUGGAGAGGAUGGUUUUGAUUUGGACUGUAGCUAUGCCAAUGUACAAAGGACUAAGCUGCAGCUAUUAGACAGGCUUCAAAGGUUUGAGAAGCUUGCAGAGUUAGAUCCAAUAGAGCUUGAGAAAAGAAUGUUAGACCAAGAAGAGGAGUAUGAAACAUUUAUUGAAGAUGAAACAUGUGAAGAAAAGGUUCUGAGAGAAAAAGUGUUUGAAAUCCUCUGCCAUGCAAGAGUUAAUGACAUGCAGCAAACCCCUGAAGACCUUAAGAGGCUGGUUUAUGAUCUCAUCAUGGAGGAAGAGACCCAAGUUAACUCUUCAGAAGAGAGGAACAUGGUAAUCAAAAGGGUUUGUAGGAGGCUGGAGUUAUGGAAAGAAGUAAAGUCCAACACUAUUGAUAUGAUGAUACAAGAGGACUUCUCUAGAGAGGAAGGUAUGUGGAAGAAAAAUGCUGACCAGACAAGGGAGAUAGCUUUGGAACUUGAACAUGCUAUCUUUUGCUUUCUAGUGGAGGAACUAGUGUGUUAAUGUGGGCAAAUUUUGAAGCAGCUGAAGAAUUUAGUAUGAGUAAUUAUCUUUAUUCUUUUAAUUAGAAGGGUAUAGUCUAACUUGCACCUUAUUUGAAUAGACUAGUUAGAUAAAAAGGGACCCAAAAAGAUGAUCUAGGUUGGAGGGAGAACUUGGGGGAUAUGUACAUGAUUCGUGUAUGUAGCUGUCAGGGAAUGCUGUAAAUCACCUUUAUUAAUUAAAAAUACUAUAAUUUUUGCACU